AUGCUGCGGUUGCGUGCCUUUCGCCAGACGAACGAUAAGAUCGUGAAGAUUCAGUUGCACCCGACGCACCCAUGGCUCGUCACUUCAGAUGCCUCCGAUCACGUCUCCGUUUGGAAUUGGGAACAUCGCCAGGUGAUUUACGAGUUGAAGGCUGGGGGUGUGGAUGAGAGACGUUUGGUUGGAGCCAAGUUGGAGAAGCUGGCCGAGGGCGAAACAGAGUCUCGAGGAAAACCCACAGAAGCUAUACGAGGUGGAAGUGUUAAACAGGUUAGCUUUUAUGAUGAUGAUGUACGCUACUGGCAGCUUUGGCGGAAUCGAUCUGCUGCUGCUGAAGCUCCAACAGCAGCCAAUAAUUUAACUUCAGCUUUCAGUUCCCCACCCCCCUCAACAAAAGGGCGCCAUUUUCUUGUCAUAUGUUGUGAGAACAAAGCAAUUUUUCUAGAUUUGGUCACAAUGCGUGGCCGAGAUGUACCAAAACAGGACUUGGACAACAGAUCUCUAUUAUGGCAAGUUAUGGAAUUCCUGUGUAGAUCCUCUGCUAGUGAUGGACCUCUUGUGGCAUUUGGUGGAUCAGAUGGUGUGAUUAGAGUUCUUUCCAUGCUAACUUGGAAGCUUGCUAGAAGGUAUACUGGAGGUCACAAGGGAUCAAUUUCUUGUUUGAUGACUUUCAUGGCCUCCUCUGGGGAGGCCCUUCUGGUUUCUGGUGGUAGCGAUGGCUUGCUUGUUCUUUGGAAUGCAGACUAUGGUCAAGAUACCCGAGAACUUGUUCCCAAGCUGAGCUUAAAAGCACAUGAUGGUGGGGUUGUUGCGAUUGAGCUUUCUCGUGUUGUUGGUGCUGCACCACAACUCAUUACAAUUGGUGCAGACAAGACUUUAGCUAUCUGGGACACAAUGUCAUUCAAGGAAUUACGCAGGAUAAAGCCUGUUUCGAAAUUGGCUUGCCACAGUGUGGCAUCUUGGUGCCAUCCUCGAGCUCCAAAUCUCGAUAUUCUGACCUGCGUUAAAGAUUCUCACAUAUGGGCCAUUGAGCAUCCUACUUAUUCAGCUCUGACAAGGCCAUUAUGUGAACUGUCAUCAUUAGUUCCACCUCAGUUGCUUGCAUCACACAAGAAGCUUAGGGUGUAUUCUAUGGUUGCACAUCCUUUACAACCCCAUCUUGUGGCAACUGGAACCAACAUGGGUGUCCUCAUUUGUGAAUUUGAUCCGAAAUCACUUCCACCUGUUGCUCCAUUACCAACAGCUCCGGGAAGCAGAGAACAUGCUGCGGUUUAUGUUGUUGAAAGGGAACUGAAACUGUUGCAAUUUCAAUUGUCUAACACUGCAAAUCCAGCUCUUGGCAGCAAUGGCUCCUUAAAUGAAGUGGGAAGAGUCAGGGGAGACACACCAGAACAACUUCAUGUGAAGCAAGUCAAAAGCCAUAUCAGCACUCCCGUUCCGCACGAUUCAUAUUCAGUUCUCUCUGUGAGCAGUUCUGGAAAGUUCCUUGCCAUUGUGUGGCCUGAUAUUCCGUAUUUCUCCAUUUAUAAGGUCAGUGAUUGGUCGAUUGUCGAUUCGGGUAGUGCGAGGCUCUUGGCCUGGGACACUUGCAGGGACCGGUUUGCGCUGCUGGAGUCCGCAUUGCCACCCAGAAUGCCAAUAAUCCCUAAAGGCAGCUCCUCCAGGAAAGCUAAAGAAGCUGCGGCAGCAGCCGCUCAAGCUGCUGCGGCCGCAGCUUCGGCCGCUUCCUCCGCCAGUGUUCAGGUACGCAUAUUGCUGGACGAUGGAACAUCAAAUAUAUUGAUGAGAUCAGUCGGUAGCCGCAGCGAACCAGUGAUCGGUUUGCAUGGAGGAGCACUACUUGGUGUCGCUUAUCGGACAUCUCGAAGGAUAAGUCCUGUUGCCGCCACAGCCAUUUCAACAAUUCAGUCCAUGCCCUUGUCGGGAUUCGGAAGUACUACCAAUCCUUCUUUCAGUGCCAUGGACGAUGCAUAUUCCUCACAGAAAUCUUCUUCGGAGGCGGCACCUCCAAACUUUCAGUUAUUCAGCUGGGAAUCUUUUGAACCAGUUGGAGGCCUUCUUCCUCAACCAGAAUGGACAGCGUGGGACCAAACUGUUGAAUAUUGUGCUUUCGCCUACCAGCAAUAUAUUGUCAUAUCCACAUUGCGCCCUCAGUUUCGGUACCUUGGGGAUGUGGCGAUCCCUCAUGCGACCGGAGGUGUUUGGCACAGGAGGCAACUGUUCGUGGCUACCCCGACUACCAUUGAGUGUGUCUUUGUGGAUGCUGGCAUUGCACCUAUUGACAUUGAGACCAAAAGAAGGAAGGAGGAGAUGAAGCUUCUGGAGGCACAGUCGAGAGCCAUCGCGGAACAUGGUGAAUUGGCAUUAAUAACAGUUGAUAGUCAACAAAAAGCCUCGCAAGAGAGGGUCACUUUGAGACCUCCUCUGUUGCAGGUGGUGAGGUUAGCUGCUUUUCAGCAUUCCCCCUCCAUACCUCCAUUCCUUACAUUGCCUAAACAAUCUAAAGCCGACGGUAAUGACUCUCCAAUACCAAAAGAGAUGGAAGAAAGGAAAUAUAAUGAAGUUGCCGUUGGGGGUGGAGGAGUUGCGGUUGCCGUUACUAGAUUUCCGUCUGAACAAAAACGACCGUUGGGACCCCUUGUUAUUGCAGGCGUGAGGGAUGGCGUUCUGUGGCUGGUUGACAGGUACAUGUCUGCGCAUGCAAUAUCACUUAGUCAUCCUGGAAUCCGUUGCCGGUGUCUUGCAGCAUAUGGAGAUGCCGUUAGUGCGGUAAAAUGGGCGAGCAGGCUCGGCAGAGAACAUCACGAUGAUUUAGCUCAGUUUAUGCUCGGGAUGGGUUACGCCACUGAGGCCCUUCAUCUGCCUGGUAUAUCCAAGAGACUGGAAUUUGAUCUGGCAAUGCAGAGCAGUGAUUUGAGGCGGGCUCUUCAGUGUCUGCUCACAAUGAGCAACAGCAGGGAUAUUGGCCAGGAAGCUCUGGGGUUGAAUUUGAAUGACAUUAUGAAUUUGUCCUCGAAGAAGGAAGAUGUUGUGGAAGCUGUUCAGGGAGUGGUUAAGUUUGCUAAGGAAUUCCUCGAACUUAUUGAUGCCGCUGAUGCUACUGCGCAGGCUGACAUUGCUCGGGAAGCGCUUAAGAGGUUGGCUGCUGCGGGUUCUGUGAAAGGAGCUCUGCAGGGCCAUGAGUUGAGAGGCCUUGCUCUGCGCCUUGCAAAUCACGGAGAAUUGACUCGGCUCAGCAAUUUGGUGAACAGUUUGAUAUCAGUCGGAUCAGGAAGAGAAGCUGCUUUUUCGGCUGCUCUUUUGGGUGACAACGUACUCAUGGAGAAGGCUUGGCAAGAUACAGGGAUGCUUGCAGAGGCUGUUCUUCAUGCUCACGCUCAUGGCAGGCCCACAUUGAGGAGCCUUGUUCAGGCGUGGAACAAGGCGCUACAGAAGGAGAUGGACCACACCCCAUCCACCAAAGUUGAUGCUGCAGCUGCCUUCCUCGCCUCACUCGAGGAGUCCAAGAUCACAAGCCUCCAGGAUGCUGCCAAGAAACCCCCAAUCGAGAUCCUCCCUCCCGGGAUGGCAUCUCUCUACGGACCCAACCCAGGCCAGCCAGGUCCCAAGAAGUCCGGUCUCACCAACCCUGCCCUCCCGACUUCCCAACCUGCUAAACCAUUGCAGCUGGAGGCCGCACAACAGAGCGGACCCGCCUCGGAGCCACCUGAGCAAAACGCUGUUGCUGGGGAUCCGGCCGCCGUUCCCUCUGAUACCCAGCUGCCAGAUUCUGCUGUUCCUCAGGUGGCCGAGUCGAGCGAGCAGGGGCAGGGUACUGAGUCGGAAGAUCAUUCCUUGGAAAAUGAGGAAAAGAGUGUUGUUGAGGCUAAUGGUGAGGGGUCCAUGUCAGGAAAUGAGUCGGUUGAGGUGAAUGGAGGGGCCCAGCAUGCCAAUGACCAACAGAAAGUUGUUCGUGAUGAGCUGCCCAUGAUCGAUUUUACCUGA
Striga hermonthica is the source of this 3981-nucleotide messenger RNA. Lineage: Eukaryota; Viridiplantae; Streptophyta; Magnoliopsida; Lamiales; Orobanchaceae. The record is from the annotation of a GenBank genome assembly.